CAAAGACUGUAGUUUGCUUUAGCAAUUGAAGCAGUGAAUUCCAAAUUGAAUAGACAUUUAAGGAAUGGAGAAAGUUCGAGUUAACGUUAUUCUUGUUUGGUUUUUCGCUGUUUAUACUUGCUGCGCAUUUGGAGCAGCGCCAUUGAGGUUGCUGUACAAAACAUCCACUCCGUCAUCAGUGCAAGGUAUUUUACAGAUUUUUUACAAUGGUCAAUGGGGAACAAUAUGUGAUGACUACUGGGACAUGACUGACACAAACAUAGCAUGUAAACAACUUGGCUACAAGAGUUCAGUGAGCUACAAGUACUUAGGACGAGGAUCUGGUCCAAUUUGGCUUGACCUUGUCAAAUGUAAUGGUGAUGAAUCGUCCCUGGAUCAGUGCAAACACCGAGGAUGGGGUAAACAUAACUGCAGGCACACUGAGGAUGUUGGUGUUGUGUGCUAUGCAGGACCAGCGCCAUUGAGGUUACAGCGUAAAACAUUCUCUCCUUCAUUAGUUCAUGGUGUUUUACAGAUCUAUCACAAUGGUCAAUGGGGAACGAUAUGUAAUCGCACAUGGGAAAUGUCUCAUACAAGUGUAGCAUGUAAACAGCUUGGAUUUAAAAGUGCAGAGAAUUUCAAGUACUUAGGGCAAGGCACUGGUCCAAUUUGGCUCGAUAAUGUCAAAUGUAAUGGUGGUGAGUCGUCACUACACCAGUGCCAACACCGAGGAUGGGGUGUUCACAGCUGCAGUCACAGCCAGGAUGUUGGUAUCGUGUGUACUACAGGAACAGCGCCAUUGAGGUUGCUAGGUAAAACAUCUUCUCCAUCCUUAGUGCAAGGUAUUUUACAGAUUUAUCACAAUGGUCAAUGGGGAACCAUAUGUAACGACACAUGGGGCUCGAAUGAAACAAACGUGGCUUGUAAAGUUCUUGGAUACGAGAGAGCAGUCAGGUCUAGGCACUUAGGACAAGGACCUGAUCCAAUUUGGCUUGGUGGAGCUGUAGAUUGUAACAGCGGUGAAUCGUCAUUAAAUCAGUGCCAACACUUAGAAUGGGGUAAACAAUACUGCACUCACAGCCAGGAUGUUGGAAUCGUGUGCUAUACAGGUCCUCCUGUCCAAGUUCGACUGAUUGGUGAUGUACCUAAUGCUGGCCGAGUACAAUUGUUGUACAAAGGUGUCUGGAAAAACCUCUGUGACAGAUAUUAUUAUUGGAAUUCAAAUGCUGCCAAAGUCAUUUGCCGAAUGGCUGGUUAUCCUGAUGGUCAUGCUGUAAGAAUGGAUAACUAUAAGGGAUCAGGCGAUGUGUGGCUCUCUAGCUAUAGCUGUAGUGGUUUUGAACUGUCCAUUGAAUUAUGCUGGAACCUUGACUUGGGAAAAGCGACUUGUUCAGAUAACAGUCUAGCUGGAGUCGUUUGUAAAUCAGGAUCACCUAAUGUUUCAUAUCGACUUGUUAAUGGAUCAGUACCUCAUGCAGGAAGACUGGAAAUGCGAUACUAUGGUUUAUGGAGACCAGUAUAUUCUCAAAGUGGUUUGCGGUUGAACGAUGUUCACGUAAUAUGUCGCAUGAUGGGGUACAAUCAGGGUAUUAUUAACUUCAUAAACUUUGAAGAAAAGAGACGUAGCUAUUAUGUUGACAUGUACUGCAAGGGUUUUGAGAAUACAACGGAACAGUGUGGAGACUACGUCAUAAGGUCUUUCAGUUAUGGGAGAUAUGGGAGACAGGGGACUAUCUGGAUAGUUUGCAAACCACAUACAGGAUUUAGACUUACUGUUCGUUUGAUGGACGGCAUCUCUUUGAACGAAGGCCGCGUGGAAAUUGGAAAUUCAGGGGUCUGGGGCAACGUUCGGGUCAUUUGGUAUAGACCUUGGAGUUUGACAGUAGUUGAUAUGGUUUGUCGUAUGUUGGGAUAUCGCAAUGUAUCAUGGACUGGGCGAGCGAGAGUCUCAGGGAAUGGCUUAAAGAGACUAUUUAGUCAUUGCACAGGCAACGAAACAUCACUAGAGUACUGUAAAUAUUUCCCCCGAUGGUCCUUCUGGUACUCUAUACACUACAUGCGCUUCCAAAGCCAUGAUCUUAGAGUUCGUUGUUCUAGUUAUCAAGAUCCCGUGACAUUACAGAUUCGCCAAGAAACGAGUUUCACGCCCCAUUCUGGUCGAGUUGGUGUUCGCUAUGGUAAUUCAUGGAGUACUUUAUGUUACGAGGGACUAGACUAUCCCGAUGUGAAGGUGAUAUGUCGAAUGCUUGGAUAUGUGGAUGUCAAUCAUGUUUACGCAGUGAGGACACCAAGCUCUACUAAUGGUCGUGUCUGGCUUAGUGGUGUUGAGUGUAAUGGAACUGAAGCUUCAAUACUGAAUUGCAGUCGCACAGGAUGGUGGCAGACGACGUGUGACUUUGACGCUGUAAUCACGUGCAAGACACAAGCGCAAACAGCUGUAGACAUCCGUUUAGAAAACGGUGCCGCACCACAUUCUGGUAGAGUUGGUAUUCGCUAUGGUAACACAUGGGGCACUCUAUGUAACAAAGGAAUGGAUAAGAACGAUGGUAAAGUAAUCUGCCGCAUGCUUGGUUAUGAUGGAGUAAGUCACGUGUUCACGAUUCCUGGAAAUGCUACCAUUUGGCUCAGUGACCUUGAAUGCAACGGAGAAGAAGAUUCAAUUGCUGACUGUAGUCAUUCAGGCUGGUGGCAGACAAGCCAUUGUACCCAUGACCACGACGCUGCCGUAACGUGCAAGUUAGCGGAUGCUCCUCACUUUCAAAUCAGCUCAAGUAACGACAUCACAGAUUCUGCAGUGAUUUUAAACCUUGCCAAAGCUGCUAAGCCACUGGACGUACGAUUGGAAAGCUCGUAUCAAUUUAUGGUUGAAAAAGGUCCUGCAAUACCAUAUCCUAUCACUUCACACAGCAAUAAAACCAUGGAGACAUGCUCUUCCAUCACCAAGACAGUGUUUAAAGAUUCUUACAUCGCUGCAGAGGUUCCAGCCAGUCCAAAUGAUGCUACUAGUUUUACUAUUGGUGAUGGCCUCUAUUACCAUGGUUACCAUAAUGUACCAUUAGAACCCGGAUGUGUGUAUAGGGUUUACUUGAGGAUCGUUACAAUGGCAAUGGAUGGGAAAAAGAUUUUGGGAAAAUCAAGCUUUGUGAGGUUUGCAACAACUUCAUUUCCAGUGGAAAAUCCUCCAGAAUUUCAAAUAAGCGACAGCAGAUCCAUCCAACAGAAAUCCGCAAAAAUCACCUUUCUUCGCAAACAGCAGAGGAAACCAAAAGUUUAUAAACGUUGGUAUCAAGUCAUUGUCGAAAGGACAGGCAUAGACGUGUUCCUAUCCAAAGACAUGCGAGUAAACCAUUCUUACAUCGCUGCUGAGAUACCAACUACCAGUUCUACGUUCACCAUCGGUGAUGGCCUGAAUUACGAUGGUUACAAUAACGCACCACUAGAACCCGGAUGUAACUAUAAAGCUUAUGUGAGGGUUGUUACCAUGGCACCGAAUGAGAAAAGAGUUAUCAGCGACGCGCCAUUCGUAUCUUUUACAACGAAAUCUGGUGCGCAAGGCCAUACUCAAGGACAUUCUGAUAAGAAUUCCAAUGAUCCAUUGGUGAUUGGUUUAGCCGUAGUUUUGGUGAUGUCCAUCGUCGCUCUGAUUGGUCACAUUGUGUAUCAUGUGAUGACGAAGAGGAGAAAGAAAGAAAGGAAAACCGAUGACAAUCCGCAGAUCGAGAUCUCAGAUGCAGUCCGCUUGGCUGGUAUUGAUUCCCAUUAUCAGUCUCUCGUUCAACAGAAUAGACCACAGCAACGUGAAGGCAUUGGUAAAGAAUCCGCCUACCACUAUAUCUCUAAUGUCGUCGUUAGACCGGGAAAAUCUACUUUGUCCCACAUGGAAGAGCCGAUAUACGAAAGACCAAUCUGAUUGAUCCUCAGAGUCAUCAAGAAACAACAAAUAAAAGCAACAAAAUUCUCCACUAAAAAUACUGAACGAAGACACUACGAUGUCAAAAAGCUAAAAAAACUGAAACAGUAGAGCAGUAGAGAUUUAUCUAGCUAUUUUUUUCCCAAAAAGAUAAAAUAGUCAUUUUCACUAAGACGGCCGCCAUCUUGAAUUCUAUUGUUUUGAGUAUUGAUUCAGUAAGAAACUAUAGGAUGCUUAAACCGGACGUAAACAAGAAAUUUAUAGACUGAAUGGCUUUUAAAACGGGAAAAUCAAUAAAAAAGACAACACAUUUGAAUGUUUUGAAGAAUCAAUUUAUGCUAUUGAAGUCCAAAAUUAUCAGUGAAAGAAAUUUUCGGUAUCAUUCUAUAUGACAUUUGACAUGUGCUUUUGUCCCCUGGACAUCCAAUAAUUUCUUCAAAAUUCAAGAUGGCGGCCGUAUUGCAAAAAAGGACCUAUAAUCCUUUUGCACUGAAGAUGUCCCAUUAGUAAAGGUCCCAGUCAUGAGGGUCAGUUAGUAGCACUAAAAACAAACUCAAGAUAGCUCUAUGAUAACUACCUUGGAGUACAACUUAAACAUGUUAGCCACACGAGUAGUUCAAAGACAAACAGUAUAUAAUGAAUAGUACUUUCUAUCAGGGGUAGAUCCAGGGGGGGUGUCAGGGGGGUUCCCUAAUAAAUGUCUAAAACAAUUCAGUGCCGUUACAGUAUACCAGCUUGAUAGAUAACAUAAAAAACGGUCAAUAUAACGACUGUUGAUGCGUCAUUUAAGGUACAAGUAUCAGUAACACGAUUAGAAAUUUUAUUUUGUUUUCAGAAAAAUAUUUGCGCAUAUUUCAUGAUACUUGGACCACGUUUGGCGUGCAGUUAUAACUCCUAAUGAUACAAUGUGAAUAGAAAGCUGCUGGGCUCAAGGAAAACAUAACGGCCGACUCUUUGACGAGAAAAGAAAAAAGGAAAAAUACUGCCCAUGAACCGAAACAUCAGCAGUGCGAAGAACGUUUCAUUUUAAUGUCAUGUUUAGAAUUCAAACCCUAAAAGAUAAAGUUUAAAUAAUCAUA
Molecule: messenger RNA, 4968 nt
Organism: Exaiptasia diaphana
Lineage: Eukaryota; Metazoa; Cnidaria; Anthozoa; Actiniaria; Aiptasiidae
Product: scavenger receptor cysteine-rich type 1 protein M130
Exons: 17
Coding region: 65-3889 (1274 amino acids)
Cellular component (GO): dendrite; terminal bouton; synaptic cleft
Source: RefSeq, a predicted model, not a curated record